Nerophis lumbriciformis (worm pipefish) is the source of this 510-nucleotide messenger RNA. Lineage: Eukaryota; Metazoa; Chordata; Actinopteri; Syngnathiformes; Syngnathidae. The record is from RefSeq and is a predicted model, not a curated record.
AUGGCAGGACAGUCGGCGUUAUUACUCCGUAAACAAUUAGCGGAUCUGAACAAGAACCCAGUGGAAGGCUUCUCGGCGGGGCUUGUAGAUGACAAUGAUAUCUUUCAGUGGGAAGUGGUCGUCAUUGGCCCUCAAGAUACAAUGUUUGAAGGGGGGUUCUUUAAGGCUACUUUGAAUUUUCCCCAGGAUUAUCCUAUAAGACCUCCAAAGAUGAAGUUCAUCACAGAAAUCUGGCAUCCCAAUGUUGCAAAAAAUGGGGAAGUAUGCAUCUCCAUCCUGCACGAACCUGGAGAAGACAAGUAUGGCUAUGAGAAGCCGGAGGAACGCUGGUUGCCAAUCCAUACUGUUGAGACCAUAAUGAUCAGUGUCAUCUCCAUGUUGGCAGACCCCAAUGGUGACUCGCCCGCCAAUGUUGAUGCUGCAAAAGAAUGGCGUGACGAUCCAAAAGGUGUUUUCAAGAAAAAGGUUGCACGCUGUGUGCGGAAAAGUCAAGAGAUGUCUUUUGACUGA